AUGGCUCACAAUUCGCUUUAUGGAGUAGUUGAUGAGAGAAUUGUCAACCUCACAAACCUCAUAAUCCUUGACCUCAACUCUAACCAACCGAGUGGCAACAUUCCUAGUAAUACUGGGACGCCCUCCAGUUUAAAAUUUAUGAUCCUUCAUACCAACAACCUAGCAGGUUCUCUUCCCCAAUAUUUGUUGAAUUGUACAAAUCUAAUUGAGUUGAAUUUACGAUUUAAUAACUUUGAAGGAGUGAUCUCCAUGUUUAACUUCUCCAAAUUUGUUCAUCUUAGUAAAAUUGAUCUACAAAGGAAUUACUUCACUUGUAUCUUCCCAGUAAGCCUUUACUCAUGCAAGUCCUUGAGAGCAAUUCGACUGAGCUUUAACGAUAUAGAGGGCCAAAUACAGCCUGAGAUUCUUUCAUUGAAAUCCUUGUCCUUCCUCUCUCUUGGUGGAACUAGACUGACCAAUGUCACAGGGGCGAUGAAGAUAUUGAUGCGUUGCGAAAGCUUUGUAGCACUUUUCUUUUCAUAUAAUUUUCUUGGUGAGGAAAUUCCAGCUGAUGGUGAAAUGGUUGAGUUUAAUGGAUUUCAAAAUCUUCAAGUCCUGAGUAUCAGCCAAUUGCAGUUUCUUAGGAGCUUGGAUCCUAGUUUUAACAACUUCUCUGGAGACAUUCCAAACCAAAUAUCUAACCUCAUAAACUUGGAGCGAUUGGAUCUUUCCAUGAAUCAAUUAUCUGGUGAAAUACCCACGUCAAUAACAAGCCUGACUUUCUUAGCAUCUUUCAAUGUCUCACACAACAAUCUCCAAGGACUGAUACCAAAAAGUACUCAGCUCCAAGGCUUUGAUAUCUCUGCAUUUGAAGGGAAUCCAAAACUUUGUGGUGCUCCACUUCCAAUGAGUGCCCCUGAGAGAUUGGUACUGAUGAAGAUGAUAAGAAAACCGAAGACGUGGAGAAUGAACAUCAUCAAGUUCCAUGGUUUUAUGUUUCUGUCGGUCUUGGGUUCAUUUUCGGAUUCUGGGGAGUUUGUGGUUCUUUAG
Rosa rugosa (rugosa rose) is the source of this 1029-nucleotide messenger RNA. Its product is annotated as receptor-like protein 3. Lineage: Eukaryota; Viridiplantae; Streptophyta; Magnoliopsida; Rosales; Rosaceae. The coding region runs from base 1 to 1029 and encodes 342 amino acids. The transcript has 2 exons. Gene Ontology annotation, molecular function: protein binding. The record is from RefSeq and is a predicted model, not a curated record.